UAGUAGUAGUAGUAGUAGUAGUAGUAGUAGUAGUAGUAGUAGUAGUAGUAGUGUUAUUGAUUAAUUAAUUAUUAAUCUAAAGAUAUAUAGAAGUAACAGAUAUUUAUUCUAGGUGGGUUUAAAACAAUAGCAGGAGCAGCUGCGCAACUGUAUGACGCCAUUAUUAUGACGUGCCUCGGAAUGUUUAUGACGAACGCGACCUUUUCAUUCUAGAACGGUAUCGAUCAAAGCUGGUCGUAUUGGCGACGCAACGGUUAUGUUGCUACGGUGAUUACUGCAAGUACGACUUGUAAUGAAUUAAUGGCCACUAAAACUGAAACUUUCGAGGGAUGGCCAACGGUGUUACUGCCGUUUGGUCUCUCAACGUUGCUGAAGAACAUGAGCAGAGACGUUAUGAUCGAACAACCUGAAAACAUCGCCUGCUUCUUGGCUGAUUAUAUGUCUGAGCUGCUCCUGUACAGAAAUCAAAACCCAACAAUGGACCUGAAUGAAGUCAUAAUUCUAUUUCAAAAUAGGAGAGAAGAGAUCAUGAAUAUAUCAUCUGAAGUGACAGCUGGUGAAGUUAGAGAUAUCGGAAAGGAAAGUGAGACGUCUUCCACAAACCUCCCCUCAACCAGUCAAGAAGCUGCUCAUCUGAGUGUAGAUAGAAGUCAGUCGAGUAAACUUAGCGUCACGUCACCUGAAGAUGUUUUAGGUGUCAAUCUCCUAGAGGAAACACCGCUUGUUGAAGAAGCUGCUCAUCUGAGUGUAGAUAGAAGUCAGUCGAGUGAAGUUAGCGUCACGUCACCUGAAGAUGUUUUAGGCAUCAAGCUCCUAGAGGAAACACCGCUUGUUGAAGAAGCUGCUCAUCUGAGUGUAGAUAGAAGUCAGUCGAGUGAAGUUAGCGUCACGUCACCUGUAGAUGUUUUAGGUGUCGAGCUCCUAGAGGAAACACCGCUUGUUGAAGAAGCUGCUCAUCUGAGUGUAGAUAGAAGUCAGUCGAUUGAAGUUAGCGUCACGUCACCUGAAGAUGUUUUAGGUAUCAAGCUCCUAGAGGAAACACCGCUUGUUGAAGAAGCUGCUCAUCUGAGUGUAGAUAGAAGUCAGUCGAGUGAAGUUAGCGUCACGUCACCUGAAGAUGUUUUAGGUGUCGAGCUCCUAGAGGAAACACCGCUUGUUGAAGUUAAACCUCAACCUAUGCCACUACGUAAACCUAUGAAAAGAUUAGCAGCAACUUUAAAAAGAGCUGCUAUACAAAUGAAACUUUCAAGGAGCGAUGGUGAAACCACUAAUCAAGCGAAACUGGUAAAGUCAUCAUCUCUACAGGAUAGUGGUGUUUUGAUGUCCUCUGAAGUGACGUAUAAAUCUGACACAACACAACAGGAAGCUUUCCUGGACAAAGUUAAAGAUCGACCUAACAAACAUCAGCCACUAACUAAACCUAUGAGAAAAUUAGGAGCAGCUUUAAAAAGAGCUGCUAUACAGAUGAAACAUUUAAUGAUUGAUGGUGAAAACACUGAACAAGUGAAAUACUCUCCUGGACUGGCAAAGGUGUCAUCUCAACAGGAUUGUGUUUUGAUCUCCUAUGAGGUGACUGAUAAAUCUUUCAUAAUGCAACAGGAAGCUUCACUAGAGAAAGAAGUUGCUAAAAUGACCAGUGAAGAAUCCCAAGUUGGUAUAGAUGAAAUUCAGUCCAGUGAAGUCAGUGUCUCAACACUUGAAAGCGUUUCAGAUGUCGAUCUCCUACAGGAUACACAACUGGUCGAAGCUAAACAUCUACCUAUGCCACCACUAAUACCUAAGGGAAGAUCAGCAGCAGCUUCAAAAAGAGCUGCUAUACAGAUGAAACGUUCAAGGAGUGAUGGUGAAAUCAUUGACCAAGUGAAAUACUCUACUGGACUGGCAAAGGCGUCAUCUCUUAAGGAUUGUGUUCUGAUGUCCAGUGAGGUGACUGAUAAAUCUGUCACAAUGCAACAGGAAGCUUCACUAGAGAAAGAAGUUGCUAAAAUGACCAGUGAAGAAUCCGCAGUUGGUGUAGAGGAAAUUCAGUCCAGUGAAGUCAGUGUCUCAACACUUGAAAGCGUUUCAGAUGUCGAUCUCCUACUAGAUACACAACUGGUCGAAGAAUUUGCUAAAAUGACCAUUGAAGAAUCCGAAGUUGGUGUAGAUGAAAUUCAGUCCAGUGAAGUCAGUGUCACGACAGCUGAAAGUGUUUCAGUUGUCGAUCUCCCACAGGAUACACCACUGGUCGAAGCUAAACAUCUACCUAUGCCACCACUAAUACCUAAGGGAAGAUCAGCAGCAGCUUCAAAAAGAGCUGCUAUAGAGAUGAAACGUUCAAGGAGUGAUGGUGAAACCGCUGGCAAAAUGAAAUACUCUACUGGACUGGCAAAGGCGUCAUCUCUUCAGGAUUGUGUUCUGAUGUCCAGUGAGGUGACUGAUAAAUCUGUGACAAUGCAACAGGAAGCUUCACUAGAGAAAGAAGUUGCUAAAAUGACCAGUGAAGAAUCCCAAGUUGGUAUAGAUGAAAUUCAGUCCAGUGAAGUCAGUGUCUCAACACUUGAAAGCGUUUCAGAUGUCGAUCUCCUACAGGAUGCACAACUGGUCGAAGAAGUUGCUAAAAUGACCAGUGAAGAAUCCCAAGUUGGUGUAGAGGAAAUUCAGUCCAGUGAAGUCAGUGUCUCAACACUUGAAAGUGUUUCAGAUGUCGAUCUCCUACAGGAUACACAACUGGUCGAAGAAGUUGUGAAAAUGACCAGUGAAGAAUCCAAAGUUGGUAUAGAUGAAAUUCAGUCCAGUGAAGUCAGUGUCACGACACCUGAAAGUGUUUCAGAUGUUGAUCUCCUACAGGAUACACCACUGGUCAAAGCUAAACAUCUACCUAUGCCACCACUAAUACCUAAGGGAAGAUCAGCAGCAGCUUCAAAAAGAGCUGCUAUACAGAUGAAACGUUCAAUGAGUGAUGGUGAAAUCAUUGACCAAGUGAAAUACUCUACUGGACUGGCAAAGGUGUCAUCUCUCCAGGAUUGUGUUUUGAUCUCCUAUGAGGUGACUGAUAAAUCUGUCACAAUGCAACAGGAAGCUUCACUAGAGAAAGAAGUUGCUAAAAUGACCAGUGAAGAAUCCCAAGUUGGUAUAGAUGAAAUUCAGUCCAGUGAAGUCAGUGUCACGACAGCUGAAAGCGCUUCAGAUGUCGAUCUCCUACAGGAUACACCACUGGUCGAAGAAGUUGCUGAAAUGACCAGUGAAGAAUCUGAAGUUGGUGUAGAUGAAAUUCAGUCCAGUGAAGUCAGUGUCACAACACUUGAAAGCGUUUCAGAUGUCGAGCUCCUACAGAAAACACCACUGGUCGAAGUGAUUCAACUAAGCAGUGGCGAAUCCUCAAAUGGGUUUGACAGAACUCAAUCCAGUGAAGUCAGUGUCGCAACACCUGAAAAUGAUUCUGAUGUUGUGUUCAUACAGGAAACACCUCUGGAUGAAGGCAUUAAGACUGAAACAACAAGGACAGUGCCUUCAGAGAAACUGUCAUCAUCAUCAUCAUCAUCAUCAUCAUCAUCAUCAUCAUCAUCAUCAUCAUCAUCAUCAUUAUCCACAUCAUCAUCAUUAUCAUCAGCAUCUUAUUCAGAACGCCCUUCCUCUUCAGAGUCUGUCUCAGAUGAUAACAGAACAGCAAAAGAACUACUCCUGGGAAUAAAAACAAGGAAACUGUCAUCACAUUCAAGCAGCAGGUCUUCUAAGACAUCAGCAUCCUCUACAUCUCAAAAGCCAUGCCGUUUGCUCCCCAAAAGACAGAAAAUAGGAAAAGAAUCAUUUCAAAGUAGGGCAGCAGGUGUAACUGUAAAAUCAAUAGGAACGUCAACGGAGGAUAUAAAAUUGCCUCAACUACCAUCAUCAUGCAAAAGGCCACAAAGAAAACCAGGACCAAUAUCAUCUGAGGAACAAAAACUUCCUCAAAUUGGUACUAAAUCCCAAAAAGCAAGACCAAGCCAGGGUAUUAGUAUCAGCCCAGCAUCUUCGAAGAGAGAAAAGGAAAACCUAAACAAGACGUGGACAUUAUACCAUCUUCCACAUAGGGAAGAAGAGGGAACAUUGUCUACCACAAUCCUCUCACAGCCACAAUACCAAGAUGGGGCAAAAAUCCAGGCCAUCGGACCUGGCUACAUUAUACUGACAGAAUGUCCGACCACCGGAUCACCAACUGACGAAGACAAUUUGGUGAUCAAACCACCUCCUCUUCAACGUAAACAUACUUAAACCUGAGGAAGAGAAAUAUGUUCUUUUUAGUUAAGUCAAAUAAAAAAAUGUACAAUGUCUGAUAUACAAAUAAAAAAUACAAAUUUACAAACCAUAA
Tachysurus fulvidraco (yellow catfish) is the source of this 4330-nucleotide messenger RNA. RefSeq names its product serine-rich adhesin for platelets-like. The coding region runs from base 301 to 4233 and encodes 1310 amino acids. Gene Ontology annotation, cellular component: cytoplasm; sperm fibrous sheath. The record is from RefSeq and is a predicted model, not a curated record. Lineage: Eukaryota; Metazoa; Chordata; Actinopteri; Siluriformes; Bagridae. The transcript has 26 exons. Gene Ontology annotation, molecular function: calcium ion binding. Gene Ontology annotation, biological process: sperm capacitation.